AUGGACAAGAAGCAAGGGAAGUACGUAGUGAACGUUGAACACUCUGAAAACCAGCCCCCCAUUACACGCCCAAAUGACCAGGAGGCUCACAGCUCCACAUCCUGGUGUCCACCUUCAAAGGACACAACGUGUGAGGUCUCCUCCAACUUAACUGGGGUCUGGGUGAGCCCAGGAGUCUUUGAACACUCAAGAUGUGCACAACCAGAAUCAUCCGAUACACAGUUCAAAGGAAAUUGCUGCAAUGAGUGGUCUCUGUGGAAAGUCUUCCUGGCUUGUCUCUUAGCCUGUGUGAUUACGACAGUGAUUGGAGUACUCAUAAUAUGCCUGGUGAAUAAUAAAGGAGAUGACUAUUCCUACAUUGUUAUCCAGCUACCCCCAAACAACCCUGGGACAAUCUGUGCAACUUCUCAAACUGCAAUGACCACUUCAACGGAGCCUGCAACUCCAACCACUUCAACAGAGCCUGCAACUCCAACCACUUCAACGGAGCCUCCAACUCCAACCACUUCAACCAGCACUUCGACUAAAUCUACAACCACCACCACCACAACUCAAACUAUAACCACAAGAGCCAUCCGUAAAAAAUAA
Molecule: messenger RNA, 588 nt
Organism: Otolemur garnettii (small-eared galago)
Lineage: Eukaryota; Metazoa; Chordata; Mammalia; Primates; Galagidae
Gene: DYNAP
Product: dynactin associated protein
Exons: 3
Coding region: 1-588 (195 amino acids)
Biological process (GO): activation of protein kinase B activity
Cellular component (GO): plasma membrane; Golgi apparatus
Source: RefSeq, a predicted model, not a curated record